This is a messenger RNA of Misgurnus anguillicaudatus (oriental weatherfish), 674 nucleotides long. RefSeq names its product small integral membrane protein 7 (gene smim7). NCBI's taxonomy places the organism in Eukaryota, Metazoa, Chordata, Actinopteri, Cypriniformes, Cobitidae. The record is from RefSeq and is a predicted model, not a curated record.
GGCGCUAAUAAACAACAGAUUCUUACUGCAUUCGCACACGCGCACAACAGAAGAAGACGAGGAACCAGUGCGGAAAUAAGUAGUCAAAAUGAUUGGAGAUCUUCUAAUUUUCGGCACUCUUCUCGUGAACGCUGGAGCUGUGCUCAACUUUAAACUGAAGAAAAGAGAGAGUCAGUCUCAAGGGUUUGGAGAUGAAUCUCGGGUAUCAAGCACAGGUGACAACAUCAGAGAGUUUUUACUGAGCCUACGAUACUUUCGCAUCUUCAUCGCCCUUUGGAACAUAUUUAUGAUGUUCUGCAUGAUCUUGUUAUUUGGAUCAUAACAUGUUACUCAAAGGAGCACAACUAAUACCAGGGAUAUUGCAAUAUGGUGUCUGGAUGACGUUUUGUAAAGGUUUACUUUAACUGUGGGAUGCUUUGAAGUCUUGUUACAGUCUUACUGGAUAUCUGCAAGAUUUGUUCAAAAUGUAUAUUACUUUCUGAGAUGUGUGUUAACACUUUGUGAAUUAAUGUUUUAAACUUGUUGCUCAAUAUAAUGCUAGAAGUUUAAAUAUUCACCUUUUGUAUGCUACGAAUGGACUGUUUUUCACCCAGUGUGGGUAAGAAAAGAGUCUAUGGUUCUGCAUGAAAGACACAUGCAUUGAUCAAUUAUUAAAGAAAAUGUGAGCAUAUAAA